Messenger RNA from Haliotis rubra (blacklip abalone), 5320 nucleotides. Its product is annotated as protein bicaudal C homolog 1-B-like. The transcript is spliced from 21 exons. Bases 149 to 2425 code for a protein of 758 amino acids. The record is from RefSeq and is a predicted model, not a curated record. NCBI's taxonomy places the organism in Eukaryota, Metazoa, Mollusca, Gastropoda, Lepetellida, Haliotidae. Gene Ontology annotation, cellular component: cytoplasm. Gene Ontology annotation, molecular function: RNA binding.
CUGUCGAACGGGGGGUUAAAAUACUCCAAACGAAAAAAGCGUCAGCGUAAAAAAGAACUAUAUAAUAUGAAAAUGACGAAUCCGCCCAUGUAGAGCCUCGCCAUUGCAUGCGAGCAGACGACGCUUCUUACGUGCCUCGUUUUCGUAGAUGACAGCCUCGUUUUCACAUGACAACAAGAAUGCUAUGGCGGAGUGCCUGUUGGUUCGGUCCAGUAUGAUGCAUGUUAUGCGAGACCCGCCGUACAUCAAUGAUUCGAAUUUGGAUUUUUGUGAUACUGCUUCUGUUGGAAGCCGGGAUGACCAAGCGGACCGGGACCCAGACUUUGUGGAAGACCGAUUUCGGGUAGACCGGAAGAAACUGGAGCAAAUGCUACAAGCCCCAGAAAAUGAAGACGAUGAAGGGGCUGAGGACUUUUUUCAAAGAAUUAUGGAAGAAACAAAUACUCAGAUAACAUGGCCGUCCAAAUUAAAAAUAGGUGCAAAAUCAAAAAAAGAUCCACAUAUAAAAGUUGUUGGAUACCCAGAGGAUGUGGCUAAUGCCAAAGACAAAAUUAUGGCAGUGUUGGACACAAAGAGCAAUCGUGUGACACUGAAGAUGGACGUGUCUCACACGGAGCACUCCCAUGUGAUCGGCAAGGGAGGCAACAACAUCAAGAAGGUGAUGCAGGAUACCGGUUGUCACAUCCACUUCCCUGAUUCCAAUAGAGGCAGCAGUGUCCAGGAGAAGAGCAAUCAGGUGUCUAUAGCAGGCCAACCUGCCGGUGUAGAAUCAGCACGUGCCCAGAUAAGGGAGUUGCUGCCACUAGUGUUUAUGUUUGAGCUGCCUGUGUCUGGCAUGCUGCACCCGCUACCAGACGCCUCUUCCCCAGCAAUCCAGUCCCUCCAACAGACCUACAACGUACAGGUCAGCCUCAAGCAGCGUCCCCGGAUGUACGUCACCACUGUCAUUGUCAGGGGCUCUGUCAACAAUGCCAAGGCUGUCAAGGAUGCCACAGCUAAACUGAUGGAACAGCUCACUGGAUGUAACACCUUGGCAGUCAGCAUGCAGCUGGAGAUUGCCCAACAGCACCACCUGUUCAUUAUUGGCCGUGCAGGUGUCAACAUCAAGCAGAUCAUGCAGCGGACAGGGGCCAGUAUACACUUCCCCGAUCCCAACACCGCCACGCAACAACGAAAAGGAACAGUCUAUAUCACUGGAAGUAUUGAAAGUGUGUUCUUAGCCCGACAACAACUCAUCGGUUGUCUCCCCUUAGUUCUAAUGUUUGAUGUCAAAGAAGACAUAGAUUUGGAACAAGGUCGAGUCCAACAACUGACUGAGCAGCUGGAUGUGUUCAUCAGUGUGAAACCCAAGCCCAAACAGCCAAGCAAGUCUGUGAUUGUCAAAAGUAUUGAGCGCAAUGCGUCCAACAUGUACCUGGCCCGGCAGCUGCUCCUGGGUAUCGACAAGGACUCCGAGAAGAACCUCACUGCCUUCUCCAACACCGGCAAUGGGGACAUGUCCUCUCUAGCACACACUGGCCUCGGUCUCACUGCCCUCGGUUUCCUGGGUCAUAAUAUGUUGAAUGUGAAUACAACAACCACCGCCAACUCUCUACUGAUGUUAAAUGGUCAUCAUAGUCCGUCCCUAGGCAGCCCAGUCAACUGCCACUCUCCGUCCAGCCCCAGCCACUGGGUGUCACCACCUCCAGGAAUAUACAACCCCCUGCUGAUGGUGAAUCCUGUGUCAACCUCCGUCCACAGUCAGCUUGAUGCCCUCUCUCCAUGUAAUGGGUUUCAGAAAGACUUUACUCACCCAAGUGCCUUCAUCCGAGUCUCAACACCUCUAGAUCAAGGUCCAAGCUGCAAAACCAGCGAGGCAGGCAGCCCCCCUCACAGUCCCCCCAACAGCCCGGUCACAGUGUCCCUGGGUCAUCCCCCCCACCACUCAGUGGACUUCUCCAGCCUACAGACAGCGGGUGCUAUUGGGGACAUGAUGACCCGUGACCCUCUCAGUAGUAACGGUCACACCCUGGAUCUCCUGGGUCUCAGCAAGACCACCCCUCUGUGUUCAGCACAGGCCCUCUAUAUGGAGGCCAACAGACAUCUACAGAAUGGUAAUCUAGACAAUACAUCCGAGUCCUCUGGAGGGGAGUCCGACAGCUCCGACAAAAGGGCUCCAGGGAGCGAACGCAAGAAUUCCACGUCCUCUCUCUUCAGCAAUCCACUUCAGUAUGGGUUUGACUAUGAGCAAAAGAAGCUGCUUGCCAUGAAAGCCAUGCAGAAGAAGCCUGAGGGGGAGUCCCGGAUCCCGACCGACUUUUGGGCAGGGAUGGGGUUCUCCAAGUCCAUGCCAGAGUCGGCCAUCAGGGAGAGGAUCAACCAGCUGGGCAUGGGGCACAGAUACCUGGGGCCUGCCAUGUCUACCACAUAUGAGAGCCCAGAGUAGGAGUUGGAAGCAGGUAUUGACCGAGACCCAUGGAAGAACCCGUGUAGCACCAAUGCACCCAUCAACAAGGCACCUGGAGAAUACCCAAGUCCUCGGAAGAAAUAUGAGUUUGGUUUGAGCAGCAGUAACCACGUAGACAGUGCGUCUGCUCUGCCACCCUCAAACCUGUGGUCUCCCAAGACUGACCUGGCUGAGCUCUUCAGUAAGAUGGGGCUCGGCAAGUACACCGAUCUCUUUCAGCAGCAGGAGAUUGACCUGUCAACGUUCCUGACCUUGACUGACCAUGACCUUCGAGAGCUGGGAAUCUCCACUUUUGGAGCCAGACGGAAGAUGCUCAUAGCUAUUGCUGAUCUGACAAAACGUCGAACAUUGCGGAAUAUUAAUCCAGGUGGCGCCACUUCUGCCUCCAGCACCAGCAACAAUCCCACCACCACCAACAACCCGUUUCAGGAAAACGGAGCAUCGCUGAUGGGUCCCCGGCGUCCAGACAUUGCUAGUCUUAGCGGGCGCUGGUAGCUCGGUGAUACCUGUACACAUCUCAGACAAGCAACAAGGAAAAUGAUAUUGGGAAGACAACAUGCAACUAAAAGAACUACAGCUUUAAUCUAAGCAAAUGUUUCAUUACAAAUAUAUAUCUUGUAUGAAUGUGACUUUGGCAAAAAUGUCAUUUCAAAACAGGAUUUGUGAAAUUGAACUGUAAACAGGAUUUGUGAAAUUGAACUUUAAAUUUGCUUUAAGAAUGUGAUAGAAAGGAUAUUUGCUAUUACAGUUAUAUAUUUUCAUAAUACACAGUUGUCUCAUUUGUAUUUGCCUUGUUGCUUGUCAAUUGUUCUGCUGAUGCAUAAUCGACUUUCACAGAAACUGUGGUGAAUUUGGUCGAAUUUCGACAAAAAUCUUGGAGCUACACUUGCAUGGACCUUACGUGAAGCAUCUAGUCUGUUCAGUUGCCAUGGUAACAGCAUUGUAAUCAUGGUACCUGUGGUGAUAUGUACAAAUAUUUAGAACCUUUACAGUAAACAAAUUGUUAGCCCUGUUUAUAUGAUGAUUUUGUUAGAGAGACUUAGAGAGGUAUUUAUGAAAUGUUGCCACAUUGGUUCGAGUAGUCACAGAAAACUCAUUGUUUAAAUUUGUUGAUGUUUGUUUUUAUUGCAAUAUGUUUAAGAAUGUUACCUGUUAAAAAUCUUCAGAAUAGAUAGAUUUGCAAUGGCAUGUAGGUAAAUCAAAAUUUAAUCAGGCUAUAAAAUAAUGAUUUAAAAUUAGUUCUUGGGAAUGAGAAAUAAACGUGUGGAAGGUGAAUUAGUCACUUGUAUAUUUUACGGGAGAAAUGUAAAGUGUAAGUAUGGAGUGGUACAAGAAACCCGAGAACCAGGAAUAUAUAAUUGUAUUUUUUAACGAAAGAUUUUGUCAUUGAAAAUUUUUCCUUGAACAAUUUUUUCACAUCAUACGAGAUCAUUUUAGUCAGAUGAAGCCAUGCAUGCAUUUGAAUAAUUCUCAUGAAGAAAUUGUUUUCUCUAGAUGGUUUUCUGACAUUGUAUGGGAGGAGACCUGUGUUGUUGUUACCUCGUGUCAUGUAUAGAAUUUGUUAGAGACUUGCUGCUCUUUGCUAAAUCAGAAUUCUAAAUAGGGCUUUCAUUAUCUUAAUCUGUCCAUUUUGUAAACAAAUUUGAUAGAUGUAUUCCAUAUAUAUGUAUGUGUUUUUCACCUGAAGUGAUACACCUAUCCGUCCAAUUUUUUGUGAUGUUUAUAUUUUUUUCAUCAGCUAUGUUAACGAAGCAUUUAUGCUUUUUUCUAGAAAAGCUGCAGGAUGAACCAAAUAUUUAUUCUUGAAACAGUAUUUAGUCAUGUUUAGUUUUUAGAAGCCAAAUUUGAACAAAUCUACUUUCUCAUAUUAUGUUAAAUAUUUUUUAAUAUUCAUCAUUGAAGUGCAUAAUUAAUUAUGCUUUGAGUUAUGUUCAUGAUUACAGUACAGAAUAAACUUGAUAAGUUGGAAAUGUUGGUAUUAUUUGACAAUGAUUUCAAUACAAAAUGAAAGUUUUAUCAUGUAAUGUAUGGAUUUUUCUACAUAUCCAUGAGAUAUAAUCCUUGUAAUAAGAAUAAGUGGGAUUUUUGUAAGAUGGGGUUUAUAAUUAAAUGCAAAGGAUCAGUAAAGUAAGACAUUUUUACACAUUUUUGAUGCAUUUGUCACAAAGCUUUCCGAAAACAUCGGACCUAGAUUUGUUCAUCAUUUUGAGAUUUUACUGUUUCUUGUACUACUAUUUUCAGAAUUUAUCUGUGUUUUCUUAUUUCUUUAUGUUUGCAAGUAUUUUCUUCAAUCAUCCAAUGUUGAGUGUAGGGUAAUGGAGUUUUGACCUGUACUGUAUGUUUCCACAAGUCUGUACUGCUGAAGAAUGUACUAUGCAAACACAGUUUGAAGAUAUGUAGCGUCAUUGUACAGGGAACGUCUGUCUACAGAUCUACAGGUUAUGCAUAUCAAAGAAAUUCUAAACCCAUGACAUUUUUGUUUCAGAUUAUCAGUCAUUUAUAUUUAUUUCAAAAUAUUCAUGGUAUUUGAUUUUUAUCAUGUGUGUUUCAAUCAGUAUUGUGAAGGUAUCUAAGUGGAUCUGAAUACGUGAAAUGAAUUUCCAUAAGGAGUAAGUCCAUCAGCUGCUGCUGUGACAUGUAUUGUAACCAGUAAUACAAAUAAAUCCUGAGUCGGGUCAAAUCUGAGCAUAAUAUUUCAUUUACCCCAUAUUGUUUCUGUAUUUUCUGUUUUGUUCCUUAAAAAUCAUAUCUUGCAAAUGUCAGAAGAAUUAGAAUUUGUGAAGAAGAUAUUGUUUUUGUUAAUACCUUGUACAAGGGUGCACACAGCACCAACUGGUUCAGUCUUAUAUUGUAGCAUGAUCAAACAAAUCCCAG